AUGUUACGGGGGAUCGAGAGCAAUGAACCCCCACCCCCACCUCCCACCCCAGUCGCCUUUCGCCUGCUCACACACUGCGGUGUUGUUUUAAAGCGCAUUCUUUCGGUGCUGAACUUGGAAAGGUUAUUUGCGACCAAAUGCAGCGGCUGCCUGGAGAAAAUCGCCACAGAGUUUGUGAUGCGGCGCUCAGAGUGCGUGUACCACCUUAACUGCUUCUGUUGCUGUGUAUGUGACCGACAGCUGAGGAAAGGGAUGAGUUAGGUCCUGAAGGACGGACAGCUGCUGUGCAAGAACGACUAUGAGAGGAGAGAAAGACCUCCUGGGCUCUGUCAGCCCGAUGACUCAGAUUCAGAGAAAAGCGAAGAUGAAGAGUUGGAUAUCAAGCCGGAAAAGGGUUCAGGAGGAACUGGGAAGGGAGAUGAUGGGAAAGCAAGAAGACCCAAGCGACCGCGUGCCAUCCUUACCACGCAGCAGAGGCGUGCGUUCAAGGCAUCCUUUGAGGUUUCUUCCAAACCAUGCCGGAAGGUAAGAGAGACGCUGGCUGCAGAGACAGGCUUGAGUGUUCGCGUGGUUCAAGUGUGGUUCCAGAACCAAAGAGCUAAGAUGAAGAAGUUGGCGCGGAGACAGCAGCAGCAACAGGAGCAGCAGAACUCCCAAAGGCUGGGCCAAGAGGUGAUGUCCAAUCGAAUGGAGGGAAUGAUGAACUCCUAUACACCAUUGGCUCCCGCCCAACAACAGAUGGUUGCUAUGGAGAACGGUUACAGCACCGACCCUUUCCAGCAGGGCCUCACUCCUCCUCAAAUGCCCGGUGACCACAUGAACCCAUAUGGAAACGACUCGAUAUUCCACGACAUUGACAGUGACACUUCAUUGACCAGCCUUAGUGACUGCUUCAUGGCCUCGUCCGGCGGGCUCAAUCUGGCGAGUCGGAACCCCAUCGACCGGCUCUAUUCCAUGCAGAGCUCCUACUUUGCUUCAUGAAAACCUAAACAGACAAGAAAAGGCAAAAGUGGGUCACUUCGCUGCAGCUCACUAGUCAGACGCCGCCUAUCAAGGAAAUACAACAGAAUCGUCGACAAA
This is a messenger RNA of Puntigrus tetrazona (Sumatra barb), 1080 nucleotides long. RefSeq names its product LIM homeobox transcription factor 1, beta b (gene lmx1bb). Gene Ontology annotation, biological process: regulation of transcription by RNA polymerase II; neuron differentiation. The record is from RefSeq and is a predicted model, not a curated record. Gene Ontology annotation, molecular function: RNA polymerase II transcription regulatory region sequence-specific DNA binding; DNA-binding transcription factor activity, RNA polymerase II-specific. Lineage: Eukaryota; Metazoa; Chordata; Actinopteri; Cypriniformes; Cyprinidae. Gene Ontology annotation, cellular component: nucleus.